AUGUCAGCAAAAAUGUCAUCUCCCAUCCCGAGCCAGAGCCGAAGCUCAAGCCAGAUGCCAAGCCCAAUAGCCAAGGUCGACGACGCGGCCACCGUGACUGCAACUGCAAAUGGCAUGACAUCAUCUGACGGGGGCUCAUCGACCUACACAUCUGCGAGGCUGCUGUUCGACCUGAACCAAUUACAAGACAUGGAAUUGAGAUUGGGUUGGGCGCUGACCCGAAAGAGAGUCCAUUGCCCACAAAGAAGCGCGUUUGUCCAUUCUGGGGAGUUUGUAUGCUAUCUAAGAUUUGAUUUGAUUUGAUUAACCCUCCAGGUCAAAUUGAUUAGUAAUGAUUCACCUUUGUUAAUUCUUUCAGUUUUUCUUAUUAGGCAGCAGUAGUACUUGUGAUUUCAUAAUGGCUGUUGUUACUGAUAGAUUUCUAGACAUGGUAGGCUAUUCUUUGUUCAUAAACUCUCUUCAUUAGUGAAAUUUGG
This is a messenger RNA of Oldenlandia corymbosa var. corymbosa, 476 nucleotides long. Lineage: Eukaryota; Viridiplantae; Streptophyta; Magnoliopsida; Gentianales; Rubiaceae. The record is from the annotation of a GenBank genome assembly.